Guillardia theta CCMP2712 is the source of this 687-nucleotide messenger RNA. RefSeq lists its product as hypothetical. The annotation marks the transcript as partial. The transcript has 3 exons. Lineage: Eukaryota; Cryptophyceae; Pyrenomonadales; Geminigeraceae. The record is from RefSeq and is a predicted model, not a curated record.
AUGGGCGGAUUGGGAGGGAUCAUAGCCGAGGGGAGCAGCGGGCUAGAGGUAGCUGUCGUACUCAACACGAGCAACCAAGGACAGGGAGUCCAGGUGUCAGCUUUCUCGUCGUCAGCAGACUGCAGGGGAGUAGGAGACAUUGGCAGCCUCGUAUGUCCCUUGGGGCACUACUGUCCGGAAGGCAUGGAGAACCUUGAGGCCGGACGGUGUCCGCGGGGCACGUACGGAGGGCAGGAGGGGCUUGCAAAUGUGUCGCAGUGCACGAGCUGUCCUGCUGGGAUGUACUGCAACGAUACAGGGCUCACGGCUCCAAGCGGGCCUUGUAAAGCAGGAUGGUACUGUACCGGAGGGUCUGCGGACGAGCGAGCGCUAUCAUGCGAUCCACGGCCCUGGGAGGGCCUCAGGGGUCGGGGACCAUGUCCGCAAGGGCACUACUGUCCAGCCGGGACCUUGCAGCCUAUAAGCUGUCCUCGGGGGACGUUCUCAGGGACUGUUGGAAACAGAAAUGUCAGCGAUUGUGAAGCUUGCCCAGCAGGAUACUUUUGUCCUGAAGAAGCUCUGACGUUUGGAACUAAUUUUACCUGUCCUUACGGAUAUUACUGCGGAGACUCUCUACCCGCUCCAUGCGAGCCCGGGACGUACAACCAGGAAGCGAUGCAGACGAGCUGCAAGCCAUGUCCGCCCGGG